AAUUGUCAACAGACAGUCGUGAGAAAAGUUAAAUGUGUAUGUCAAAUGCACAAAUAUAAUAAAGUUUAAUUGACAUUAAUUUAAUAAUUCCAUACUUUAUUAAUUACAAAUAAUUAUUUGACAUUUGUUUAAAUAAAAAUAAAAUAAUUAAUCAAAUAAUCAAUCUUUUGAAUAAUUUACAUGUCAACGUAACCUAUCGAGCUUCAAUAAUAUCGUGUCAUUUUAAUAAAUAAUAACAAUAAUGGAUAAAGAUAAAGACAGCAUACCGUCAAAUGAAGCGAUUAUUGAUGAAUUGACCAAAGAUUUAGAAACUUCAUGCAUCAGAGCUGAAGAAAAUGAUAAAAGUAAUCAAGGAGCUGGUCUUGAUAACACGGAGUCAAAUCUUGGUUCAAAGGAUCACGAUUCUGACUCUGAAGACAAGUGCGGCGCAAAACCUCCGGAAAAAGAUUUCGUUGACGAGGAAAGAUUGAAGGAUCGUGAGAUUGAUUUAACAGAUGAAGAGAAAGAGAACUUGAAAGCUGAAGCUGAAGCUUUGAAAAAUGAAGGCAAUAAUUUAUUUAAGUCAUCUAAUUAUAAUGAUGCCAUGGUAAAAUACACACAAGCUCUUCAAACUUGUCCACUAGCUUAUCCAGAGGAUCGUGCUAUUCUGUAUGCUAAUAGAGCAGCAGCAAAAGCAAAAGAUGAUGACAAAGAAUCAGCCAUAAAAGACUGCAGCAAAGCUAUUGAGCUGAAUCCUUCUUAUCUCAAAGCUUAUUUGAGACGUGCACAGUUGUAUGAACAAACAGACAAUCUAGAUCAAUCACUAGCUGAUUACAAAAAAAUAAUAGAACUUGAUCCCGGGAACUCCGAAGCACAACAUGCAGUUCGAAGAUUACCUCCGUUGAUUGAAGAAAAGAACGAAAAAUUAAAAGAAGAAAUGCUUGGUAAGCUCAAGGACCUCGGGAACAUGAUUUUGAAACCUUUUGGAUUAUCAACAAAUAAUUUUCAAUUAGACAAAGAUCCAUCAACCGGUGGUUAUUCCGUUAAAUUCAAUCAGGGUAACAGUUAGUUUAUGUCUGAGAUAAUAAUUAAAUUUAUAUAAUUAUUGAUAAUAAUUUAAUUUAUAAAUAAUAAUAAUAUGUAUUAUGUAAAAUUAUUACGUUGAUAUAAAUUUUUUUCUUCAAGGUA
Messenger RNA from Microplitis demolitor, 1167 nucleotides. RefSeq names its product tetratricopeptide repeat protein 1 (gene Ttc1). The transcript is spliced from 4 exons. NCBI's taxonomy places the organism in Eukaryota, Metazoa, Arthropoda, Insecta, Hymenoptera, Braconidae. The record is from RefSeq and is a predicted model, not a curated record. The coding region runs from base 242 to 1048 and encodes 268 amino acids. Gene Ontology annotation, molecular function: protein binding.